AUGGGCUCGACUAGUUUCUUAAACAAGAAACCGGGUUUUAGAAAAAGCGGUUCUAGCGCAGGCUCGGACAAGGAGAUGAAUGGGAAAUUGAAAAGAUCAAAAAUAAGGCGACCGGUUAAGAUGAACGAGUAUGGGAUGAAAAGGGUACCAGAUUAUACCGAGUUGGCCUAUAAGGAGGCUGUGUCGAAAUUAAGAUAUUUUCUGUCUGGAAACAGUGCACCCAGUGUUCGUAGCUAUGGGGGUUCAGCUUCAAUCAAGAACCUCGACGAUUGCGAUGGAGAUCUGGAUAAAAAAUAUUCCACCUCCUUUAACACGCUCUCUGAAUUCAAGCCACGGCCGAGACUUACUGCGAAGUACACUACACUGUAUGCGGAUAGCUUGAACAACUAUACUCCUCCACAGCCCACUUUGAAUACCGCACCGCCUGCAGCGUCCGCUGAUCUCUCCGGUGGUACUAACCCAGAUGUCAUCAAUUUUAUCCAAAAACAAGAAGAGUACAUUGAACAACUUGAACGGGAAAGUCAGUACUGUAGGGACGAAUUAAAUAAUUUACUUGGUAAAGUCAAAGAGGUUAUAUCGGAAAAUGAACAUUUGCAUGAAGCUCAAAAGAACAAGAUAAUUUCUCGAAUGUUCCACACAUACAACGCUGGAUCCGAAACUGAUGAUCUUGAUGAUAUAGGAGAUAGUACAGGAUUGGAUAGCGAUAAUAAGAUAUCGCCAUCAAAACCCCGUAGACCAAAAUCCCGUUCAUCUAAACUCGAAGGACCAAAUAUCGUCUUCGAAUCCCGCAUCGCAGAACUAGAGGCUCAGUUGGCUCAAGCUAAAAUAGACUUGAAAAAAGUGCAGGAAGAAAACAACGAAAACAAACGAAAACUCGCCAAUGGUCUAGUCGACUCUACUUGCCUCGACGGGUUUAAGCGACAAAUUGAUAAUUUGCAACGGGAUAAAACUACUUUGGAAUCCCAAAUAUCUAAGCUUAAACUAAGCCUGGAGCAAAAAGAUGGAGAUGUAGAAAAUCGUUACAAGAGAGGUUCUGAUGCAGUGGAACAGCAGUUGAGAGAAGAAAGAAAUAAUUUGGAGUUAGAGAUCCGCAGAUUGAAAGAUGACCUAGCAAAAGAGAGGUCUAAAGUCCGUGAACUGGCGGGUGAAGGCGCUCGCCGCGCGAUACAGGAGCGUAGCGCGGCGGAACAACGCUACAACGCUCACUUCGACGAGCUGCAACACGAUUUGGCUGCUCAAUACGACAAUGCGGCUAAAUUACAGUUGGAGUUAGAGCGUCAACGUCGUGAAGAGAACGAUCUGAAGCGAGAAUUGUCCAUGAAAAAUGCCGCUGUUGAGGAAUUGAAGAUGGAACUUAAGAAUAAAUCUGCGUCUCUUCAAGCAGAUUUAGCUCAAGCCUAUGCUGAAAAGGCAUCUUUGGAAGAAGAACUGGCGAGUGCUAGACUGGCUAUUGAGAGGCAGCAACGACAAUCGAAACAUGAAUCUAAUCGUUUGAACUCUGAAAUUCAAUCUCUUCGUCAACGCUUGGACCGAGCAGAUGCAGAUCUGGUGCAUUCUCGUCGGGAAAAUUUGCGUCUUUCAGAACAAAUAUCUAAUCUGGAAAAGGAGCUUAAUAUGAAGAACCUGACUCCAAUGUCACCAGAAAAGAAUAAAAAGGAGAAGGAAUUAUCAACGAUGCUAGAAUCCAUGGAAAACAAACAUGGCAGAGUGCAGGACGAACCAAUCAGAACACAGCGCGACAUAUCAAGAUCUCGAGAAUCUCCAAUAUCGAGCCACAGAUCCAAACGCCGCGUAAAAGAGUCCGAUUCGUCGAAUAACUACCCAAUUGUUGUUGGCCCAUUAACGACUAAUCAGGAUCUCACAAACGUUCACGGUGAAAAAAUAUACAAUCUACCGCUAAUGAUUCAACAGCCCUUUUUACGGGAGAAAAAGGAGCCUAUCAAAGUUGAUAUCAGCGUCAAGUUAAUACCAAAACCAAGAAAAAAGGAUAAAAAGAGACGGGAAAUGCAGGUCGAUGAAAUUAUAUCUCCUGAUAAGAGUGUUAAAAAUAGUAUUAGUAUGGAAGUUACCGAUAGAAAUAUUCACGUUUUAAGCGAGUCUUUAGAACUUGUCGAAGAUAAAUGUGAAAAAAAGAUUGAAGCUUCAGAACAAGAAAACAAUGUUGGUGUUGUAGAAAAGCUGAAUGUAGAGAAUAAUGCGGAAGAUUUUGAAAUUGUCGUACCUGCAGUUGAUCUUGAGGAAGAAAAAUCUGAAGUACAAAAUAAAGAAACAUUUAACGAAUCUGUAUCAGAAUUAAAUCAAUCGAAUAAUUUAAAUAUUAAUGCGGCAGAAACUAAUGCAAAUGUAAAUGUUGAUGAUAUUGAAUCUAAUGAUUUUGAGACUGAAUCAACAGAGGUUGAUCCAAAUCAACAUUUAGAUGAAGAAAAAGUGGAGGAA
This is a messenger RNA of Brenthis ino (lesser marbled fritillary), 2436 nucleotides long. The record is from the annotation of a GenBank genome assembly. NCBI's taxonomy places the organism in Eukaryota, Metazoa, Arthropoda, Insecta, Lepidoptera, Nymphalidae.